Phytophthora nicotianae INRA-310 is the source of this 5404-nucleotide messenger RNA. RefSeq lists its product as hypothetical. NCBI's taxonomy places the organism in Eukaryota, Oomycota, Peronosporomycetes, Peronosporales, Peronosporaceae. The record is from RefSeq and is a predicted model, not a curated record. The transcript is spliced from 3 exons. Gene Ontology annotation, cellular component: protein phosphatase type 2A complex; cytoplasm. Gene Ontology annotation, molecular function: protein phosphatase regulator activity; protein binding. Gene Ontology annotation, biological process: protein dephosphorylation. Bases 233 to 4036 code for a protein of 1267 amino acids.
GGUGGAAUUUCCCCCUUUGCUCUGGAACAAAGAAAAAGGCCGGCGGGCAAGUAGCUCCAAGCUCUCUUGGCUUGAGCUCUUCCUCUCUCCCCCUUCCUCACUCACACUCCGUCCGUACGUCUGGACAGUGCCCUUCUUGGUAGAAGAGUGUCGUCUUUCGCCCCACUUUAUCUCGGGAUCGGACCGUGCAACGCUCGCUGACACAUUUACCGGUAAUACCCGUCGGAACAGCAUGGAGCAGCAGGACGCGCUGGUGGACGUGAUUCGCGCUAUCAUCGGUCCACGCGACGUCUCGCGAGAGCGCAUUCUGGAGCUGCUAGCACAAGCGGGUAAUCACCCGAACAAGGCUGUGGAUCUGUUCUUCCAGUUAGAGGCGGCUAAUGGCGCGGAAUUUAAAGUUAACGACGUGGAAGGCUCUGACGAGGAGGACAAUGAAGACAUGCCCUGGGCGGAGACGCCUGCGCUGCCUCGCAAGGCGCUGUCCAUUGACGACGACGCUACUGCUGAGUGGACGCCUCAGGCUGAGGAACUUAGCGGACUCUUGGGCGGAGAAGUCAAGCGCGACGUCAUUUUGAGUCUGCUUAACCGUACUAACAACGACCUGAAUAAAGCUGUGGAGAUCUACUUCUCGGAGAAUGGAGCAGACGCUGAUUUUGACGAAGGGAGUGACGAGGAGGACGAUGCUGCUGAAAAGAAGACUAUGCCGACGUCUGUGAGUAGCGAAAACGGGACGGCGCCCCCGUCAUCUCCUUCUGGUUCUGCCAGGACAGUUACACCGCCGUCGGGAGCUGUGAAAACUCCACAGACGCCGUCUCAGUCUUCGGCUGCGUUGCCCCAGACUCCGUCAGCUUUGACGUCAAUUGAGUCGCAUCAGUUGACCCCGCUGUCGUCACCUGUUGCUAAAGAUGCGUUGAAUACUGAAGAAACAAAGGCAGCUGCGCCGAUGGACAAGACGCAGACGGAAGAGGAGCUGUUAAAUGGACCUGGGACGUAUGAAGUGAUCAUGUCCAGCAGUAAUUUCCGCUGGCAGAUUGGCAACGUGUUUGGACGAGCAGUGGUGCAGCAAGUGCAACCUGGUGGACCUGCGGCACUAGCUGGUAUCCAGAAGUCGGAUGUCUUGCUUUCAUUCCGCGAAACAGUGUUGAACGAGGAGAACUGUGCUGCUGUGGUGCAGCAGUUGUCCAAAGAGCGUGUUCUCGUUCCUUCUGCGCUUCGUUUCCGUCGUGCGUCGGACUCACACAGUCCUCGGCAUACUACACCAGCAUCCAAUGGAGUGACCCCAGCUGUGGCCACUGUGACAAAAUCACCCCCACGGGACAGCGAUGGCGAUGUAGUGAUGACACCGGUGGAUGGCGACGCUGCUACUAAGGGUCCUGUUGACCCGAAAUACGGUCUUCAAGUUCUGUGUCAGGCAGUGGAGUCUAUGCAGGAUGCUGUGGCUGGUCCUUCAGCUGUGGAGUUCAAGGUAUUGGUGGAUCUACUUCUGAAUUCUGAGUUUAGUUUGGACCGUGCUGUGAACGCCUUCCUGAAUGAGGAUCGCAUUGUGAGUGACUUCCGUGGAAUCAUUGGCUGGGAUUGGGACCCGGAACAGCCCAGUUCUACGGUAAUGGACGCCAACAAGCCCUACGCUGCGUCCAUUCCUGCUGGACCACUAGGUCUUACGGUCGAAAACAUCUUAGAGCGAACGAUUGUUGUGGAUAUCAAAUCUGGAGGUGCUGCUGAGCGCGCUAAUGUAAAGCGGUCGAGCUGGCUCGUUGGUCUGAAUGGCCAGCGAGUGACGCACCUGACGCAUAAGGAAACCCUGCGGUUAAUUGAGACCGCUACGCGACCGCUGCAGCUACAGCUUGUUAUUGUUCCACCUAAUGACUACAAGGCACUCCGCAGACAGUUGUCCAUGAACAUUCGUCAACCGAAAACGGAGCGUCCAAUCCCUGAGCAGGAUCGAAUGUCCUUCCGUGUCUUCCAGAUGAAAAUUCACCAGGGUGUAUUGGCCUUCCCGAAGAUUGUAACCAAGGCUCUUUUCCAGUACCUCAGUACAGAGGAGUAUCACCCGCCAACGAUGGAUUCGCAAUACCCAAACCCAUUGGACAGAUUACUUCCGGAGAAUGAGGCGUGGGACGCUGCUUUACUGCAAGAUAUUGAGACUAUGGAAGAGGAGCGUGUCGGAGAAAUGUGCGCUGAACGUCGAUUCUUGCUGAACCUGUUUGCUUCCAUUCAUGACUAUGAUGAUAAGGGUGAAAGUACUGUUAUCAGGACGAUUCAAUUUCUUGGAUGGCUCUCGGUGCGCACGGCAAAGAUGCAGAAGUUUGUGGAUACUAAGGAAUCUGAAUCUACUGAUGGUGAUCGUGUCAGCAAACGCCAUCGUUAUGAACUGUUGCUCGCGGUAGUGCUCCACGUCCUCGAGAGCUUAUCGAUUAUCGAAAAUCAUGCUACAUGGGACGUCAUGGUGAAUGCUCUUAAGAUGCUGAUCUUAUCGUUGUCGGAUGUCGACGUGAACAAGCUGUUCGUGCCGAUGUUUGCACGGCUUAGCAUUAGUUCGAGUCCCACGGCAAGAAUUGUACCUGUGGCACUUCUUUCUAUGGUUUAUCCACAUGUUGGUGGCGAUGUACGCGUUCAGCUCCGUGGUAUGCUUGACCGUAUGUGCAACGAUGACAACCCCCUGGUGCGUCGCGCUGUGACUUCGGUUAUUGGUGAUUUGGCAUCAGCGGGUGGUUCUCCUGUGGCUUCAUGGACAGUUCAGCUGCUAGAGAAGUCGACGGCCGAUAGUCACGACAUUGUUCGUAUUUUCGCAGUGAAAGGCUGCAUCACAUUAGCCACCACCUUGCGUCGUCUACUUCUCGAAGAUCAGAACAAGUCAAAGGAGGAGGAUGAGCAGACUUUACGUCUGCUUUACUGUCAGAUGGUGCCUAUGGUGAACACAUACACAUCAGACUCUUCGUGGCAAGUGCGACUGGAGACCGCGCGGACCUUACCUGCGUUCUGCCGAGCAUUUGGUGCCGAGUACACUGACGUUUUUGUCGAUCAUUUCGUGUCGAUGGUUGGUGAUCCGACUGUAGAAGUCCGUCGUGCUUGUGCUGAGGGAGCUUUUCUGCUUGGCGAGGCGCUUCGAGACAUUGCUAUACAGCAAACGGCUACACCCAAAUCGGACGACUCAGCUACACAAGAAGUUAAUAAGUCGAAUGGCGAGAGCUCCGAGUUUGUGGUUGCUGCCCAAGUCAAAUUUGUACGCAGCGUAUUGCCCGCAACAUACACGCUUUCUACCGACGUGUCCGUGGCUGUAAGAUUGUCUCUGGCUCAAUCGGUUGGUCGCUCACUGCAGUUCAUCGGUAGCAACUACUACGACGAACUGGUCCCGAUUUUCACGCAAUUCUUGGAUGAAAGUCAAGAUGCAACUGUGCGAGCGUCGCUUUUGGAAGAGAUGGCACGCUAUUGUGACAGCUCAUCGGAUACUGUGACGGCCAUGAUUUUCCCUGCUAUCCAGGCACUGCGUACCUCAGUUCAAUGGCGAGUGCGUGUAAAAUUUGUUCAUUGCGUGGCUGCCUGGGCUGAACGUGAUGACGGUGCUGCACUGCCUGCCGACUUUGCGGAUGCGUGCUUGGAACUCUUGGGCGAUGCAGUAAACGAAGUUCGUGCUGUGGUGUGCGAAAAGCUUCCCUCGCUGGGGAAGUCGUUAGGUAGUGAGUGGGUGGCUGAGAAGUGCGUUCCUCGGGUGUCAGUGUGCCUUCAGUCCACAUUCCAUGGGCGACUUACGGGCUUGUUGGCAGUGGAGCUCCUCGCUCCAGAGCUGCAGAAGAUGGAUAAAUUAAGGGACGUCAUCGAGAUGGUGCUGGAACAGUGUACGUCCAAGACAGCGAACCUCCGCUUCCGCGCGCUGCGUACCCUCGGACUAAUCGUACCGAGACUCAACGACCCUACAACCACUGAAAGCACUCUAGAGAUUGUCCGACCUCUAGCUGUUGUGGAAACGGAAGCCGACCCGGAUGUACGUGAAGCUGCUGAGGCUACACAGACGCUGCUUGAGGCCGUGCUGAACUAGUGAAUUGAGUCGCCGUAAAGCUCAAAUUAACCCUCCUAUGAGAUCCUGUCUUGAAGUGCAGAUACUGAACGCUUACACCUUUUUUUUAGGUACUUGCCAGAGAUGCUCCCUUGAGUUCGGUUUUCCAUCGUUCCAUUCUACCCAGGCAGCUAUGAGUCGAGAGCCCGGAGUUCGUCCGCUCCCCUUCAGCACGGGAGGCUGGCGAAGACGUUCGCACUCCGAGAAGAAAGUUCCUGUCGAACUUGAUUGCUCGAAGAACUCGCUUCAAGAUUGUACUGCAAGUGUGCAGAGUGUGCAGCCGAUUGCGCUGAAGCAUGUAGUUGUUGUGUGGCUAUCGAAGAACUGCAUCGUGCUGAUCUACUUUUCAGUUUCGUUGGCGCUGCUGGUUCUUCUGGUCUACUUGAGUUUCUUUGCUGCAUCCAUGGACGACGGAAGCCAACCCGAUUUUCUUAGCUGUCGAUCCUGGGGGUUUGGAACAUCAUGUGGUUUGUGGGGAGUGGACUGCCGCCCCUUUGAAUCCGAGUGGAUAGCAUUCCGAUGCCCCACACGUUGCACUCUAGGCAAGUCAAUUCCUCAUAAUAGCUAAGACGAAACGCUUUAAUUGAUUCACUUGUGAUGAUUUAUUGCAGAUCAAUCAUCGUCAAUGGCAGUGUUUGGAUCAAGUCCGUACAGAGCCGAUUCGAGAAUCUGUCGAGCUGCUGCCCACGCUGGCGUUGUUGGCCCCAAUGGUGGAUGCGCUUUUUAUCGUUUUGCCGGUAGGUAACAUCAGUCUGACUGCGUCGUUUAGCUGUUCCUUGAUCCUUGACGUGCCCAUUGCAGGUGCUGCUGAUGCAUACUACCCAUCCACAGCAAAUAUGGUGACCACGAAAAAAUUUCUAUCGUGGUUUCCCAAAACGAUCGAAUUCAAAGAAGCAUCCAGCACCUACUGCAGUGAUCUGUCAUGGUGGAUUCUCAGUGUGGGCUUUAUUACCACGGCAGGUUUUGGUUUGCUACCCCGCGCGAGACUUGACGUUAUGUUUUACUUGUUAGUCGCUUGGGGAUUCUUCUACACAAGACUAGUUGGUCAGCCUUCAAGCCAGGAUUACGCUGGUAUCUCUAUAAACUCUUUCGGCGAGGUGAUGUUUUUACUUGCUGCAAGCAGUUUGGCAUAUCGAUUAGCAGUAUCAGACACGUUCUGCAGGUGGAAAUCGCUGACCCUGAAGCGGCGAUUUAUAAUGUGGACGCUCUGUUACGUGGUUCCGUAUCAUGUGAUGAUCAACAUGAACCUCAUUGGAUACAUUCCUUGGCUUAAUGUCGAUCUCGGAGGCUACGAAGAAUUACACGCCAACGCUGGAACGUACGUUGUUUUCACUCUGGUGGGAAUAGGAG